Messenger RNA from Babjeviella inositovora NRRL Y-12698, 1340 nucleotides. RefSeq lists its product as uncharacterized. The record is from RefSeq and is a predicted model, not a curated record. The coding region runs from base 6 to 1247 and encodes 413 amino acids. NCBI's taxonomy places the organism in Eukaryota, Fungi, Ascomycota, Pichiomycetes, Serinales. Gene Ontology annotation, molecular function: double-stranded DNA binding; RNA binding. The transcript has a single exon. Gene Ontology annotation, biological process: transcription elongation by RNA polymerase II; poly(A)+ mRNA export from nucleus; post-transcriptional tethering of RNA polymerase II gene DNA at nuclear periphery. Gene Ontology annotation, cellular component: transcription export complex 2.
CAACAAUGACUUCCCCUCUUUCUGCAUACAUCGUCGAGUUUGCGUUAGCAUUAAAGACACGCAAUGCCGCAAAUGUGAUGCUCUAUCUCUCGAUCUCCAAUGCGCCUGGCACGGUGUACAAGGCAGAGUUCCCGGUGCCAAGCCAGCACGACCUCAGUGGCAUCCGAGAAGAGACAUGGCGGGAGCUCAUAACUCUCCACAUCCGCUUGUGCAAGGCUAUUGCAGUCACCGUUGACCUUGUCCAAGCUUUUACGUUGCAAAUUGAAGUGCUGAAUUGCAUGAACCGAAUUGCAUUACGGGAGGACAACUGGCUCCUCAGACCUCUCUAUCAGACGACUACCGAGUUGUACUCAUUGUACCGCUUGCGAGCAGCCUCGUCGCCAGAAGAAGACACGUCUAAGGACCUUGAGAAGGUAGCUGACACCGUUAAUAAGACGUUUAAGCUCUGUUUGAACGACCGAAACCUCGUGGAAGUGCGCUCGAAAAAGCUCGGUGUGUUUGUGUUUGCCGGCCGAUUACUCAAGAUCUACAUCAAGCUUAACCACUUUGAGUUGGCCAAGUCAGUAGAAAAAGCUAUCCUCUCCCUUGUGACGGAAUUGCCCACCGUGGAUGACGUACCAAAGUCGCAUUCCAUUCCGUACUUGUAUUACUCAGGGCUAAUCUCCUCGUACGACGGCGACUUGACUGCGGCUGAGACUAAGCUCACAAGGGCGUUGAGUUUUUGUACCUCCAACAGCACCAAGCAGUUAAAGCACAUUCUCGUGUACUUGAUUCCGAUCAAGUUCCUCAAUAAGCGCGUAACGCCGUCACUGCACCUUUACGCACGGUUCCCCGAGCUCGCGGCGUUGUACCGCGGGAUUUUCCAGGCGGUACAGACGGGCGAUUUGCGAUCGUUCGACGCGGCCGUCGAAGGCUGCGAGCAGUUUUUGUUGGAUAAGAGCUUGUAUUUGAUGGUGGAGUACUUGCGGGAAUAUUGUCUUGUGAAGCUUUUCAAGCGGACGCUUCUGGUCACAGGCAAACACCAGCUUCCUGUUUCGGCGUUACAGGUAACAUUAGAGUAUUCGCAGACGCACAGGUCGCGGGAUAAAGACGAGGAGUUUGUGUAUUCGCUCGACAGGGUGGAGUGUUUGUUGGCGAAUUUGAUCUAUAAAGGAAAGGUCAAGGGGUAUAUGUCGCAUCAAAAUAGGGUGGUCGUGUUGUCGAAGACGAAUGCGUUUCCGCUGCAAGUAGUGAGAGCGAGUACGUAGUAGGAGGCUCUGUGAAGAUAUUAGUUCUUCUUUUUUUCUUUAAUAGAAUAAGCGCUGUAAUAAGGAAUGGAAGUGGGGCGUAAAGGAAUGGAG